CUGUCUGAAUGAAGUAGUCUGCAGCAGAAGACGCCGGACAUCUACAUAAACAUGGCUUUCCAUGUGGAAGGACUGAUAGCUAUUAUUGUAUUUUACCUUGUAAUAUUGCUGGUUGGAAUAUGGGCUGCGUGGAGAACCAAAAACAGCGGCAGCGCAGAAGAACGUAGUGAAGCCAUAAUCGUGGGUGGCCGAGAUAUCGGGUUGCUGGUGGGUGGAUUUACCAUGACAGCCACUUGGGUUGGAGGAGGUUACAUCAAUGGGACCGCUGAAGCAGUGUACGUACCAGAUUAUGGUCUAGCCUGGGCUCAAGCACCAAUUGGAUACUCUCUUAGUCUGGUUUUAGGUGGUCUGUUCUUUGCAAAGCCUAUGCGUUCCAAAGGAUAUGUGACGAUGCUUGACCCAUUUCAGCAAAUCUAUGGGAAGCGCAUGGGUGGGCUCCUAUUUAUCCCUGCUCUGAUGGGGGAAAUGUUCUGGGCUGCAGCCAUUUUCUCUGCCUUAGGCGCUACCAUCAGCGUGAUCAUUGAUGUGGACGUGCACGUCUCGGUCAUCGUGUCGGCGCUCAUCGCCAUCCUGUACACCCUGGUGGGGGGCCUCUACUCCGUGGCCUACACAGAUGUCGUCCAGCUCUUUUGCAUUUUUAUAGGAUUGUGGCUCAGUGUGCCCUUUGCACUCUCACAUCCUGCCGUCACCGACAUCGGGUUCACCGCUGUGCACACCAAAUACCAGGAGCCUUGGCUGGGAACCAUCGAAUCGUUUGAAGUCUACUCGUGGCUUGAUAGUUUUCUGUUGUUGAUUCUGGGUGGAAUCCCAUGGCAAGCCUAUUUCCAGAGAGUUCUGUCUUCAUCCUCAGCCACUUACGCUCAAGUGCUCUCCUUCCUGGCAGCUUUCGGGUGUCUGGUGAUGGCUCUCCCAGCCAUUCUCAUUGGCGCCAUCGGAGCAUCCACAGACUGGAAUCAGACGGCAUAUGGGUUACCAGACCCCAAGACUAAGGAAGAAGCAGACAUGAUUCUGCCCAUCGUUCUGCAGUAUCUCUGCCCUGUGUAUAUUUCCUUCUUUGGUCUGGGCGCAGUUUCUGCCGCUGUUAUGUCGUCCGCAGACUCUUCCAUCCUAUCAGCAAGUUCCAUGUUUGCACGGAACAUCUACCAGCUUUCAUUCAGACAAAAUGCAUCAGACAAGGAAAUCGUUUGGGUCAUGCGAAUCACUGUGUUUGUCUUCGGAGCUUCUGCAACUGCCAUGGCGUUGCUGACAAAGACCGUGUAUGGGCUGUGGUACCUCAGCUCAGACCUCGUUUACAUCAUCAUCUUCCCGCAGCUUCUCUGUGUGCUCUUCGUCAAAGGAACCAACACAUAUGGGGCCGUGGCCGGCUACGUUUCUGGCCUGUUCCUGAGAAUAACUGGAGGGGAGCCUUACCUGUACUUACAGCCCUUGAUCUUUUACCCGGGUUAUUACUCUGAUAAGAAUGGUAUAUAUAAUCAGAGAUUCCCGUUUAAGACGAUCGCCAUGGUUAGCUCAUUCUUAGCCAACAUUGGCAUCUCUUAUCUAGCCAAAUACCUAUUUGAAAGUGGAACUUUCCCACCAAAAUUAGAUGUAUUUGAUGCUGUUGUUGCGAGACACAGUGAAGAAAACAUGGAUAAGACAAUUCUGGUGAAAAAUGAAAAUAUUAAAUUAGAUGAACUUGCACCUGUGAAGCCUCGGCAGAGCCUGACUCUCAGCUCAACGUUCACCAACAGGGAGGCUCUGCUUGAUGUGGACUCCAGUCCAGAGGGGUCUGGGACUGAAGAUCACCUGCAAUGACCCCGGAGGACACUCUGCUUUCUCACACAAAGCACGGUAAUAGGGGAGUGGUGGAAAGAGAGUUUGCAACAUAUAACAAAUUCAUUUAAAAAAAAUAUAAGCAGAGUUCA
Molecule: messenger RNA, 1904 nt
Organism: Chrysochloris asiatica (Cape golden mole)
Lineage: Eukaryota; Metazoa; Chordata; Mammalia; Afrosoricida; Chrysochloridae
Gene: SLC5A7
Product: solute carrier family 5 (sodium/choline cotransporter), member 7
Exons: 8
Coding region: 52-1794 (580 amino acids)
Biological process (GO): synaptic transmission, cholinergic; neuromuscular synaptic transmission; acetylcholine biosynthetic process
Cellular component (GO): synapse; perikaryon; plasma membrane
Molecular function (GO): choline:sodium symporter activity
Source: RefSeq, a predicted model, not a curated record